Molecule: messenger RNA, 3449 nt
Organism: Setaria italica (foxtail millet)
Lineage: Eukaryota; Viridiplantae; Streptophyta; Magnoliopsida; Poales; Poaceae
Exons: 9
Coding region: 259-2862 (867 amino acids)
Source: RefSeq, a predicted model, not a curated record
ACUCCACUCCAGUCGCUCCCGUGCUCCCUAAUCCUGCACCUCCCUAUUCCAUCCCGCUCGCCGGCGGCGCCCAGAUCGCGACCUUGCCCGCGCCGAUCACCUCCUCCCAUCCUCCCACGAGGGAGGUCCCGGCCCCCAACGCACGUCCCUUGGAUUGUCGCUGUUUCCGGCGUCGCCUGAAAUCGCCUCCUUUAGUGGUUGGUUGCUCGACGCCGCCGGGGAAGAGGUUCUCGUGCGGGGCUUCGGGCUCCGGCGCCCAUGGUGGACAUCGACGAGUGCUCGCCGGUGCCCGAGCCCGCGCCGGCAAAUCCGGACCCCUCCUCGAUCUCCCCGGACGCCUGGCGGCGCUUCGAGAGCGCCACGCUCUCUGUGGUGCACAAGAUCCAGCCCACCGUCUCCUCCGAGAAUCUCCGCGCCGCCAUCAUCGACUACGUCCAGCGCCUCUUCAGGUUCCACGCCGGCUAUCAGGUCUUUCCAUUUGGAUCUGUUCCAUUGAAAACAUAUCUUCCUGAUGGAGAUAUUGACUUGACUGCAUUCGGCCCUGCAAUUUCCGAUGAGAAUCUAGCAAAUGAAGUAUGUGCUAUUCUAAAAUCAGAAGGGCGGAGGAAAGAUUCUGAAUUUGAGGUCAAGGAUGUCCAGUAUAUCCAUGCCACUGAGGUCAAGCUGGUGAAAUGUUUGGUGCAAAACAUUGUUGUAGACAUCUCAGUUAAUCAGAUUGGUGGGCUCUGUACACUUUGUUUUCUUGAGAAGGUUGAUCAAAAUUUUGGAAAAAAACACCUCUUCAAAAGAAGCAUAAUGCUAAUCAAAGACUGGUGUUAUUAUGAAAGCCGCAUUCUUGGUGCUCACCAUGGUUUAAUUUCUACCUAUGCCUUGGAGACAUUAGUGCUAUACAUUUUCCAUAUCUUCCACAAUUCUAUGGAUGGUCCAUUAGCUGUCCUCUAUAGGUUUCUUGACUAUUAUAGCAAAUUUGAUUGGGAUAAUAAGGGAAUCAGCUUGUUUGGUCCUGUUUCAUUAUCUUCACUACCUGAUCUAGUUACCGAUCCGCCUGAUACUCAUGAUGAUGGUUUUCUUCCACGGGAGGAGUUUCUCAAAGAAUGUGCAGAGGCUUUUAGUGUCCCCCCUAAAAACUCUGAGAAAGAUGCACAAGUAUUCUCUCGAAAAUUUUUUAAUAUAGUUGACCCACUGAAGCAGAGUAACAAUCUUGGACGCAGUGUCAGCAAAGGAAAUUUUUACAGAAUACGCAGUGCAUUUGAUUUUGGUGCUCGUAAGCUUGGGAAGGUUCUUCAAGUGCCUGCCUGUUCUACUGUCAAUGAAGUGAAUCAGUUUUUCAGGAACACGUUAAAGAGAAAUCGUACCGGGUUAAGACUAGAUGUUUUAGUGAGCUCUUCUGAUGAUGGUCUACUGUCUGAUCAUGCAACCAAUGAUUCCUUAUCACUGGGCUUGAAUGUGGAAAGUAUCAAGGGCAGUUCACCUUUAUACAGCAAUUCCUGUGGCGAUCUGUCUUCUCAGUUUAGUCACAUCGACACUUCAGAUUCCAACAAUCAUGGCUCAAUAAAGCAAAAACAAUGUAACUCUGUAGCUGGGCACAAGGAGGUAGUGUCCGUUUCUGGUGGGUUGAUAGGUACCAAUGCCACAGAUUAUGCAACUACUGAUUCAGGAACUGAGAGGAAUGGUGGUGACUUCUAUGAAGCUUCACAAAUAACUAGUGAAACCUGUACCUUGCCAUCUGGGAGACGCUGUGCCCCACAUCAAUUUUACCAAUCAGAAAAUGGUAAGGAUGUUGAUGUUAGAGAUGGCACAGAUCUGCCACACCAUGGGAUGCCAGCAAAUCAGUUUACAGACAAAUCUUACCACUCUUUUGAAGGUGCUAAGUAUCACAAUGAGUUUUCAAGAAGCUUUCCAGCACCCCUUGAGCAUAAUGCUUACUCUCCUGCUGGCUUAGUCAAUGGUCUGGCCACAUCUAAUUCAAUGUUUACACCUGAAAAUUCACAACCUGGUGGUACCAUCAAUGACAUUGUGCCAGACCUCACUGGAGAUUUAUUUACAAAUUUCAAUAAUCUUCUGUUCGCUCAAGGUUGCCAGCAAGGUAAUCCAGUACAUCAUUAUUACUAUCCAAUGCCUCCUCUACCACCCCCGCAAUAUCAGAACAUGCGCCCUUCAAAUGGUCUUGGCAGAAAAAAAUCAUAUGGAUACGCUGGCAUGAAUGGAGCAAUCCCUAGUCCUCCUUAUCAACCUGGCUAUGUUGUGUGGAGGCCAGUUUAUCAAACAGAUGAUCAUAUUCCUAUGAGGGGCCAUGGAACAGGCACCUACUUUCCUGAUCCGAAUUUGCGCAAGGACAGGCCACCUGUUGGACGCGGGGAGAGAGGAAGGAAUCAUUUCUCUUCAAAUAAUUAUCAAAAGUUUCAUCACCAUGUCAGAACAGAUAUGCCUAUCGAUAUGGUACCUCUUCAGGAAUCACGGCAUGAUGUACCACUGCAGAUAUAUGUUCCUGGUGCAAAUGAUCAUGCAAUACCAUCUCCAAUGAAUAUGCCAAUGCCAUCUCCAUCUUCCCAGUCUCCAAGGGAUCCAUUGAAGGUACCAGCUCAUUCUCCAUCUUCCCAGGUUCGAAGGGAUAAUUUUCAUGGCAAUGGUUUCAUGGUCCCGCAAGACAGUAAACUUGAGUUUGGGACCUUGGGGACAUUGCCUUUGGAAGUUACCUCCAAGGACCAUGCUAACAGAUCAGAUUCUGCCUCCAGCAAUCAAGUUUCUGAGUCUGUGAGCCGCAUGCCUGCCACAAAAAACACCGUAACAGGUUUGAAUGGAAUGAGGAAUGCUCAGCCAUACAGCCUAAAGGACAGUGGUGACUUUCCACCUCUACCCUGAGAGGCAGCACAGGCUAAGAGGAAAUACUGAUGAAUGUGUGCACCCAUAGCAGCAAUGGCAAACACCAUGUUGUACAUCCUGUCAUUUCAUCCUCACUCCAGUGGCCUGUCAUGUCUGCUGCAAUGCAGCAUGUGCUUCUGUAACUGCAAUUUCACACCCGCAUUUGACUAAAAAAAAGGAUGAGAAAGAAUAAGAAAAGGAAGAAUGAAAGAAAAAAGGGACGCUGAGAUUUGAUGAGAUGUAGAUACUUUUUUUGGGGGGAAGUCCCCUUGUUUCUUGUCUACAGAUUAUGGCGGUCCCUCUGAGGUCGUGAGGGAGAGGAUAUGUUGGAGAAGAUAUAGAGAUAAUUAGUUCUGUUGUUUUGAGCUUAGGAUCAUUGGAGAACUGGAUCUCUCCAUGUCCAUGUGUAAUGAGAUAGUGUUUUAGCCACAGUUUGCCUUUGGAGGGAGGUCUUGUGUUGAAAGGCCCCGUUGCUUGAAGUAAUUUUAGCUGCUUGAAAAAUGGUAGGUAUACAGAAUGUCUGUUAGAUUAUAACAGUCUUAAUAGAAGCAUCUACUCUUUGCCAAAAGAAAAUGCCUUUUAUUGUG